Symbiodinium natans is the source of this 894-nucleotide messenger RNA. Lineage: Eukaryota; Dinophyceae; Suessiales; Symbiodiniaceae. The record is from the annotation of a GenBank genome assembly.
AUGGCCAAGCGUGAGUCUGGAAGCUGCAUGAUAAACAUUGUGAACCUGGCAGCCUACCUCGUGAACUUGGGCAUCACGUACGGAUCCUUGACCGGCGCUUUUGGCCCGACAAACACCAAUCUCAGCGCCAAGUACCACACCCUCAUCACGCCGUCAGGAUUUGCUUUCUCCAUUUGGGGUAUCAUCUUCAUUUGGGAGGGCAUCUUCACUGUCGCCCAGCUUUUUCCAUCCUAUCGCAGCAGCAAGGUGGUAACGACCAUCACUCCCUGGUGGCUGGCCGCAUGCCUUUUCCAGUGUGCCUGGACCCUGUUCUUUGCACAGGAGGUCAUGAUUGGGGCCAUGGCCUGCAUGUUGGGCAUCCUCAUCUCCCUCAUGGUGGGGAUUCUGCGCAUGGACUUCCUUGAAGAGAUGUCCACCUGGGAGUACUGGCUGCUCCGGGCACCCUUCUCGGUCCACACCGGCUGGAUCGUGGCCGCUACUUCGCUGAACAUCUGCGUGGUGGCCGACUUCUACAGAGGCCCCCCGGAAGUGAUGCUGGCCCUGGCCAUGGUGUGCUUCGCUGGCAUCUCUGCCAUCGUCACUGUCUUCACUUUCGCCAGCCCGAAGGCAGAUCCCAUCGUCGCCCUGGUGGCCUGUUGGGCCUUGCUGGGGAUGGUCGCAGAGUUGGCGAGUGCGGAGAAGUUGCGGGACGCCUCUGUGCGAUGGAACUUCUUUGACUGGCCGCAGUACGUGAUCAGUGGCGUACGCAUCGCUGCUUUCCUGCUCAGCCUCCUGUGCAUGGUGGCCGCCACGGUCGCCACAGCCCGGCGGGUUUGCUUUGCCCCAAAGCCAAAAGCUGAGCUGGAUCGCAGUCUUGAGUCAGGCGUGAUUCCAAGGUCUGGCACGGAGAUGUGA